CGCCUAGAACAUCAAACUAUCCGCAGAUGAUUGCAAACUGUGAAAGUCCGGAUUAUAAAACAUGGGCCACUUAUAAAAUAAACGUCGUAAAAUUGUGCACAUCUCUUGAAUCAGCACGAAAACAUGCAGCAGAUUCACAAUAUCAGACGAUCGAUGAAGACCGGUUAGGAAGAGGACAAAGGCCACAUGUUCCAUAUAAUCGUUUCAGUAGUGACGCAGAAGAGUGCUCAACAAACAAACCUCGAAAGUAUGUAAAAAAAAAACAAGUCGACAUUGUUACUUCUAGGCCACCAUCGUGCCCUGAAAAUUUUGGCUUAUCUGAAAAAGGAGCAAACCGCGAAUAUAGACAAGUUACAACGUCACAACAAGCAAAACGACUCAAAACGAACAACACUGGUGUUGCUAAACCACUAUCACAUCCUGAGAGCUUGAAAUCAUUUAAUAAAGGAUCAAACGAUGAACGUAAUAAAAUGUCACAAGGGGAUAGAAACGCCAAUACGAGCACUAUUGUCUGUAGGAAUAAGUCACCAUUGUUGUUUGAUGACCGCGAACCUUCUGAUGUAGAAUAUAACGAUGAAUAUAAUAGUGACGACUAUAAUAACGAUGAAUACAAUAACGAUGAAUCUAAUAACGAGGAACAUAAUAACGAUGAAAUUCCAACGUCACAAGGUAUAUUAUCAAUAUUACGUACAUUUUGUGUGUGUUAUGCGUAUAUCCCAAUGAAAACAGCGUACUCAAAAUGAUGUCAAAACCGUCAUUUAACCGUUUUAUGUGUAAAUUCAUUAAUACUAAUCUACGUUGAAAAUAUUUUAAUUUAUCUCUUAAUCAUUAUAUAUAUGUAUAUGUGAUUUUGUAGCAAUUUUUUACUCUAAAUUAUAGUUAAUACACCUUGUAAAAAAACAAAGGAUGAAACGAUAUCACAGUUAAAUAACGGUAAUAUACAAGAAAGCAAUAGUAGCCCAUUAUUAGAAUUUGCUUCCGAUACGGAAAUUGCAUCAGAUGCAAAUGAAUCUUUGUACAAAAAUACCGACGAAAAUAAAAGUCCAUCAAUGCUA
This is a messenger RNA of Solenopsis invicta (red fire ant), 1055 nucleotides long. RefSeq lists its product as uncharacterized. The coding region runs from base 27 to 743 and encodes 238 amino acids. The transcript is spliced from 4 exons. The record is from RefSeq and is a predicted model, not a curated record. NCBI's taxonomy places the organism in Eukaryota, Metazoa, Arthropoda, Insecta, Hymenoptera, Formicidae.